UCGUAAGUGUACGUGUGGGUAUUAUUACAAUUUCAUGGCUGAGCUUUGCCGUCACUAGUUGUUAGGUACUAGCACACGGUGGUUUCGCUUACACAUAGUCGGUCUAUGACCUUCUCCUUCUUCUUCCACUUUGACCCCUACACCCUAGAACCCCAUAAGUGAAACUCUCUCAACUCUUCAAAGUUCCCACCUUUCUGAUUCGUAGAGCCUCAAAAUAUGAUAUAUUCCCGGGGAUUUUCUAGGCUUCCUAGAAAUAGCUUCAAUGGGUUAUGUCGGUGUUUGCUCUCUAAUCGACCAGACCCACAUCAGUUCUUCGUCUCCAAAGCCUUUUCUCAGUCUCCAGGGGAUUCGACCCAGAGGAUUUUGGGUUGCAGAGAGUUUUGGCCUGCUUUCCCUGGUUCUUUAAUUUCCAGGCAUCAAAUUCACCACCAAAGUAGCUCCAUAGUUGAGGAACCACAAGACCCAUUCUUACUUGUUUCUGAUGAGCUAUCACUUAUUGCUGACCGGUUACGAGCAAUGGUUGUUGCCAAGGUUCCCAAGCUCGCCUCUGCUGCUGAGUACUUCUUUAAAAUGGGGGUGGAAGGAAAAAGGUUUCGUCCAACGGUCUUAUUAUUAAUGUCAACAGCUCUGAAUGUCAGUAUACCUGAACCUCCUACACGAUCAGAAUCUCCUAUGCGAUUGGGAGAUGCUUUCCCAACGGAAUUGCGUGCAAGACAGCAAUGUAUAGCAGAAGUGACAGAGAUGAUUCAUGUGGCAAGCCUCUUACAUGAUGAUGUAUUGGAUGAUGCAGACACAAGACGCGGCGUUGGUUCAUUAAAUUCUGUGAUGGGAAAUAAGCUAGCUGUAUUAGCAGGAGAUUUUCUACUCUCUCGAGCUUGUGUUGCACUUGCCUCUCUAAGAAACACAGAGGUUGUAUCAUUACUAUCAACAGUUGUAGAGCAUCUUGUAACAGGUGAAACCAUGCAAAUGACUACUGCUGCUGAUCAACGUUGUAGCAUGGAGUAUUAUAUAGAAAAGACAUAUUACAAGACUGCAUCAUUGAUUUCAAAUAGUUGCAAGGCAAUUGCCAUUCUUGCUGGGCAUACAACAGAAGUUGCCAUGAUGGCUUAUGAGUAUGGAAAGAAUCUGGGUUUGGCAUUCCAGCUGAUAGAUGAUGUUCUUGAUUUUACGGGCACGUCAGCAUCUCUUGGAAAGGGCUCUAUAUCUGACAUCCGCCAUGGCAUCAUUACUGCUCCAAUAUUGUUUGCCAUGGAAGAGUUCCCUCAGUUGCGUGCAGUUGUUGAACAGGGAUUUGACAACCCUGCAAAUAUUGAGAUUGCGCUUGACUACCUUGGCAAGAGUAAUGGAAUACAGAGGACAAGAGAGCUAGCAAGAAAACAUGCAAACCUUGCUGCAGAGGCCAUUGAAUCCCUGCCCGAGAGUGAGGACGAAGAUGUUAGAAGGUCAAGGAGGGCGCUUCUAGAUCUCACCCAUCUAGUCAUUACAAGAACGAAGUAAUGCAGAGAAUCUACACCACAAAUAACACACUGUUGAAGUUGAAUACUUGUGUGAUUGUUCCCGUAAGGCUGAGGAACAAUCAAGUUGUUUUGAUUAUUUAUUCUUUCAAUUAUCAAUUUUGUUCUUGAAAAGCUUUUGGGUAGUAGGUCUACAUAGUUCCUUGAUCUUUUAUAAAAUUUGCUUUAUCCUGAA
Messenger RNA from Rosa chinensis, 1689 nucleotides. RefSeq names its product solanesyl-diphosphate synthase 1, mitochondrial. Gene Ontology annotation, biological process: ubiquinone biosynthetic process; isoprenoid biosynthetic process. Bases 217 to 1497 code for a protein of 426 amino acids. Gene Ontology annotation, molecular function: prenyltransferase activity. Gene Ontology annotation, cellular component: transferase complex. The transcript has 12 exons. Lineage: Eukaryota; Viridiplantae; Streptophyta; Magnoliopsida; Rosales; Rosaceae. The record is from RefSeq and is a predicted model, not a curated record.